Molecule: messenger RNA, 2459 nt
Organism: Myripristis murdjan (pinecone soldierfish)
Lineage: Eukaryota; Metazoa; Chordata; Actinopteri; Holocentriformes; Holocentridae
Product: gastrula zinc finger protein XlCGF57.1-like
Exons: 2
Coding region: 143-1471 (442 amino acids)
Biological process (GO): regulation of transcription by RNA polymerase II
Cellular component (GO): nucleus
Molecular function (GO): DNA-binding transcription factor activity, RNA polymerase II-specific
Source: RefSeq, a predicted model, not a curated record
UGCCACCCGCCAUAAAAUACAAAGAAGAAGAAGAAGAAGAAGAAGAAGAAGAAGAAGAAGAAGAAAGUGCUAACUUUGCAGAGCCAGUGGUUGUGGAAAAGCCUUUGAAGGACACAGAAAGUUGAGCAGUAGAUGUGAGAGCAUGUCCAGCCUGCAGGAGCUCAGGUCGCUGGUCCAGCAGCGCCUGAGCGCGGCUCUGGACGACGUGUUUGGGCUCCUGGAGAGAAGAAUAGCGGCUCACGACGAGGAGCUGUGUCAUCUAAAGGAGGAGAACCAGCGACAGAGGAAGCUGCUGAGCCAAGUGCGACCACACACAGCAGAGUUUUCCCAGCAGCUGCUGGUGAGUAAAGAAGAGGAUCCCUCUGAGCAGCAGGAGUGCUGCCCCAGUCUGAACCAGGAGGACCUGUGGACCCAGCUUCAAGGGCUGCAGGAGGCUGAAAGCAAGUCCCCCUUCACUCCUGUCCCUGUAAAGACUGAAGACGAUGAAGAGAGAGCUCAGUCCUCACAGCUUUGUCAAAACCAGCCUGAGGAGAACAGAGAGGCCGAGUCUCAAGCCAGCAUCUCCACUGAACAGAUGAAAACAGAAGCUGAUGGAGAGGAACCCGUCAACAAUUCAGAUCCAGCUGCUGAUUUCCAAGCAGCUCGUGAUGGCCACUCCUCUGAAGCUGAGACUGAUGACAGCGAUGACUGGACAGAGACUGGAGAAGCUCAGUCAGGUUUAGCCCUUUUCAAUGAGAACACAUCUACUAAUGUUGAAGAGAAACUAUAUUCCUGCUCAACGAGGAAGAACACAGGAAAGGAAGUACAGCAUGGCUCUGUUUGCAGUAAAAACUUUUCACGCAAAAGAAACUUAAAAAAACACACAGUGGUUCACAAGAAAGAGAAACCAUAUAGCUGCUCAGCCUGUGGCAAAGGUUUUACGGUGAAAUGUAGCUUGGACACACACCUGAGAGUCCACACAGGAGAGAGACCAUAUAACUGCUCAGUCUGUGGUAAAGGUUUUAUACUGAAAACUAACCUCAACGCGCACAUGAAAAUCCACACAGGAGAGAAACCAUACGACUGCUCAGUCUGUGGUAAAGGUUUUUUAAAGAAAACUAACCUCAACUCGCACAUGAAAAUCCACACAGGAGAGAAACCAUAUGACUGCUCAGUCUGUGGUAGAGGUUUUAUACACAAAACAAAGUUAGAAAGACACAUGAGAGUCCACACAGGAGAGAAACCUUUUUCCUGUUCAGUCUGUGGUAAAAGGUUUUCAGGGAAAUUUAACUUGGACACACACCUGAGAGUCCACACAGGAGAGAAACCAUAUGACUGCUCGGUCUGUGGAAAAUCUUUUACACAGAAAGCGAGCCUCAACCUGCACAUGAGAAUCCACACAGGAGAGAAACCGUAUAACUGCUCAGUCUGUGGAAAAGGUUUUACGCAGAAAGUAAACUUAAAAGUACACAUGAACGUCCACACAGGGUAGAAACCGUUGAGCUGCAGUGUGUGUGGAGGAACUGUGAGCAGGUGGUUGCGUGUGUUGGUGAGAGCAGCAGCACAUGUAGUGUUUUUCUAGCUGACUGUUGACUUUAACUGUGGGAUGUGGCAGCCGGCGUGCAUUUUGAAGUCUUGAAAAUGUUCACCCAGAAAGCUGAAAAAUGGAUAGCCUUGCUCCAGGACAGGAGUCUAGUGUGUCAGAAUAACUGCUCACAGCUGAGCAUGAGCCAGCAGUCUUGCACAAAUGUCAUUUACUGGCAGUGGCAGAAGUGAUGCUGCCACCUGGAUAUUUAACCUGUAUAAUUCUCUUCAGUUCCACAUUGUAACACUGGACUUGGAGGCCAAUAUUAUUACCUCCGCCAGCCGAGUUAGAUCAUCUUUUCAGCCCACAUCCUCUCUUUGUUUGUUCGCAGGAUAUCUCAAAAGGCUAUGAACAGAUUUGCUUGGACCUUUUUAAUAUGUAUAUUGUACUGGGUGGGUAAGGGUCUGAAAAACAAUACAUUCACUAUUUCAACAUGUUUCAUUAUCGUCAUUUCACCAGUAGAACAAGAUUUGCCUGGAGGAAAGGCAGAUGAUGUGCCGAGGAAUAACUUAUUAAUUUUUCACUUUCUUUUUGUUUAUUUGUUUUUGUUUUUGUUUUUUUUCUAGAUUUCAGAUGAGCAUUCCUUUGAGACUCUUAGAAAUGUUAGAUGUGACAGACUGACCAAUGUGUGGCUAAUGUCCAAACCAGUCUGGUAGCUCAUAGGGUUUGCACCUAUAGUUCCCAGUUUGCCUGUUUUGAAAUUCUGUCCAGUUAGAAAUCUUGGAAAUUGCACCUUUAACAAAAUCUGCACUGUGGCUGUUAAUGUCACAGUGGUGUUUUGGACUUUAUUCCAGUAUCCCAACUGCACUUAUUUUAUUUCCAUUACACUUUGUUUUGAAACACAACAGGUGUUUAUAAAGUGCUGUGUCAAUAAACAUGAUGACGAUGAUGAUGA